GGGACACAGGGAGAGUGAUAACGUUUGAUUCUUUUCUAUCUACACCAACACCUUGCUUACUUUGAUAAAAGGAUCCAACAGUCACUUCCAGAAUGAAAGGGGUAUGCAUUACCCUGAUCGCUGUGCUUCUCAUUGGAAGUAGCCAGCAGACCAAGACAAAAGAUAAAGAAUGCUGGACACCCUGGUUUGACAGAGAUAACCCAUCUGCCACUGGAGACUGGGAGACCCUCAUAGAUCUGCACAAGGAGAACCCGGGAAAGAUCUGUGGUAAUCCUCUUAAAAUCCAGGUCCAAACUAUAGCUGGUGACAGUAUGACCUCAACAGGGGACAGGAUUUUGCAAGCCGAUACAACCACUGGAUUCAUCUGUAGGAACGAAGACCAGAAGUGUGGCAAGUGUGAAGAUUACCGUGUUCGGUUCCAGUGUCCUGAAAGUUUCUGUAAAGCAGGUCCAAGAUGCUGGACAUCCUGGUUUAACAGAGAUAACCCAUCUGAAGAUGGAGACCAGGAGACCCUGAUAGAGCUGUGGAAAGAAUACCCAGGAAAGAUCUGUACUAAUCCCCUAAAUAUUGAGGUCCAAACUACAUCUGGAGAUAGUAUGGCUUCAACAGGGGAUACAAUCGCUCGAGCUGAUACAGCCGUUGGAUUCGUCUGUAAGAACAAAGACCAGAAGGAUGGCAAAUGUAAAGAUUACCAUGUUCGUUUCCAAUGCUUCAAAAGUUUCUGUGACAAAGCUCCAAAAUGCUGGACACAAUGGUUUGACAGAGAUAACCCAUCUGCAAAAGGAGACUGGGAGACCCUCGAAGAUCUGCGCAAGGAGUACCCGGGAAAGAUCUGCGAUAAUCCUAUUCAUAUCCACGUCCAAACUGUAGAUGGUGGCCAUAUGACUUUAACAGGGGAUAAGAUUCACAAAGCCGAUACAACCACUGGAUUCAUCUGUAGGAACGAAGACCAGAAGAAGGGCAAAUGUAAAGAUUACCGUGUUCAGUUUAUGUGUCCAUUAAGUUUCUGUAUGGAAGGUCCAAAAUGCUGGACACAAUGGUUUGACAGAGAUAACCCAUCUGCAACUGGAGACUGGGAGACCCUGAAAGAUCUGCGCAAGGAGUACCCAGGAAAGAUCUGUAAAAAUCCUGUUAAUAUCCUUGUCCAAACUACAGCUGGUGACACUAUGGAUUCAACAGGGAAUAAGAUUCACAUAGCCGAUACAACCACUGGAUUCGUCUGUAGGAACGAAGACCAGAAGAAGGGCAAAUGUAAAGAUUACCGUGUUCAGUUCCAAUGUCCUGAAAGGUUCUGUAAAGCAGCUCCAAAAUGUUGGACACAAUGGUUUGACAGAGAUAACCCAUCUGCAAAAGGAGACUGGGAGACCCUCAAAGAUCUACGCAAGGAGAACCCCGGAAAGAUCUGUAAAAAUCCUGUUAAUAUCCAUGUCCAAACUAUAGCUGGUGGCACUAUGGCUUCAACAGGGGAUAAGAUUCACAUAGCCGAUACAUCCACUGGAUUCGUCUGUAGGAACGAAGACCAGACUGGGGGCAAUUGUAAAGAUUACCGUGUUCAGUUUGAGUGUCCUGCAAGUUUCUGUAAACCAGCUCCAAAAUGCUGGACACAAUGGUUUGACAGAGAUAACCCAUCUGCAACUGGAGACUGGGAGACCCUCAAAGAUCUACGCAAGGAGAACCCGGGAAAGAUCUGUGGUAAACCUCUUAAAAUCCAGGUCCAAACUACAGCUGGUGGCACGAUGGCUUCAACAGGGGAUAAGAUUCACAUAGCCGAUACAUCCACUGGAUUCGUCUGUAGGAACAAAGACCAGAAGAAGGGCAAUUGUAAAGAUUACCGUGUUCGGUUCCAGUGUCCUAAAAUGUUCUGUAAACCAGCUCCAAAAUGCUGGACACCCUGGUUUGACAGAGAUAACCCAUCUGCAACUGGAGACUGGGAGACCCUCAAAGAUCUACGCAAGGAGAACCCGGGAAAGAUCUGUGGUAAACCUCUUAAAAUCCAGGUCCAAACUACAGCUGGUGGCACGAUGGCUUCAACAGGGGAUAAGAUUCACAUAGCCGAUACAUCCACUGGAUUCGUCUGUAGGAACAAAGACCAGAAGAAGGGAAAUUGUAAAGAUUACCGUGUUCGGUUCCAGUGUCCUAAAAUGUUCUGUAAACCAGCUCCAAAAUGCUGGACACCCUGGUUUGACAGAGAUAACCCAUCUGCAACUGGAGACUGGGAGACCCUCAAAGAUCUACGCAAGGAGAACCCAGGAAAGAUCUGUGGUAAUCCUCUUAAAAUCCAGGUCCGAACAACAGCUGGUGGCACAAUGGCUUCAACAGGGGAUAAGAUUCACAUAGCCGACACAUCCACUGGAUUCGUCUGUAGGAACAAAGACCAGACUGGGGGAAAUUGUAAAGACUACCGUGUUCGGUUCCAGUGUCCUGCAAGGUUCUGUAAACCAGCUCCAAAAUGCUGGACACCCUGGUUUGACAGAGAUAACCCAUCUGCAACUGGAGACUGGGAGACCCUCAAAGAUCUACGCAAGGAGAACCCAGGAAAGAUCUGUGGUAAUCCUCUUAAAAUCCAGGUCCGAACAACAGCUGGUGGCACAAUGGCUUCAACAGGGGAUAAGAUUCACAAAGCCGACACAUCCACUGGAUUCGUCUGUAGGAACAAAGACCAGACUGGGGGAAAUUGUAAAGACUACCGUGUUCGGUUCCAGUGUCCUGCAAGGUUCUGUAAACCAGCUCCAAAAUGCUGGACACCCUGGUUUGACAGAGAUAACCCAUCUGCAACUGGAGACUGGGAGACCCUCAAAGAUCUACGCAAGGAGAACCCGGGAAAGAUCUGUGGUAAUCCUCUUAAAAUCCAGGUCCGAACAACAGCUGGUGGCACAAUGGCUUCAACAGGGGAUAAGAUUCACAAAGCCGAUACAACCACUGGAUUCGUCUGUAGGAACAAAGACCAGACUGGGGGAAAUUGUAAAGACUACCGUGUUCGGUUCCAGUGCCCUGCAAGGUUCUGUAAACCAGCUCCAAAAUGCUGGACACCCUGGUUUGACAGAGAUAACCCAUCUGCAACUGGAGACUGGGAGACCCUCAAAGAUCUACGCAAGGAGAACCCGGGAAAGAUCUGUGGUAAUCCUCUUAAAAUCCAGGUCCGAACAACAGCUGGUGGCACAAUGGCUUCAACAGGGGAUAAGAUUCACAAAGCCGAUACAGCCACUGGAUUCGUCUGUCGGAACAAAGACCAGACUGGGGGCAAUUGUAAAGAUUACCGUGUUCGGUUCCAGUGUCCUGAAAUGUUCUGUAAACCAGGUCCAAAAUGCUGGACACCUUGGUUUGAUAGAGAUAACCCAUCAGGAAGUGGAGACUGGGAGACCCUUAAAGAUCUGUGGAAAGAAUACCCAGGAAAGAUCUGUAAUAGUCCAUUUGAUAUUCAGGUCCAAACUACAUCUGGAGAUAGUAUGGCUUCAACAGGGGAUACAAUUGCUCGAGUUGAUACAUCCACUGGAUUCGUCUGUAAGAACAAAGACCAGAAGGACGGCAAAUGUAAAGAUUACCGUGUUCGUUUCCAAUGCCCCAAAAGUUUCUGUGACAAAGCUCCAAAAUGCUGGACACAAUGGUUUGACAGAGAUAACCCAUCUGCAACUGGAGACUGGGAGACCCUCAAAGAUCUGCGCAAGGAGUACCCAGGAAAGAUCUGCGAUAAUCCCAUUCAUAUCCACGUCCAAACUGUAGAUGGUGGCCAUAUGGCAUCAACAGGGGAUAAGAUUUACAAAGCUGAUACAUCCACUGGAUUCGUCUGUGAGAACAAAGACCAGGCAGAUGGCAAGUGUGAAGACUAUCGUGUUCGUUUCCAGUGCCCCAGCAGUUUCUGCCCAAUGGGUCCAAGAUGCUGGACACCCUGGUUUGAUCGAGAUAACCCUUCUGGAACUGGAGACUGGGAGACACUCGAAUAUCUCCGUGGUGAAAAUCCAGGAAAAAUCUGUCAUAAUCCACUUCAAAUUGAUGUCCAAACUAAAUUCGGUGGCAGCAUGGAUUCAACAGGGGAUGUGAUUACUGUAGCCGACACAGAAUCUGGAUUCAUCUGUAAGAACUCAGACCAGAAGUGCGGCAAGUGUAAAGAUUAUCGUGUUCGUUUCCAGUGCUCUGGGAACUUCUGCACCCAAAGAGUAUGCUGGACCAAGUGGUUCGAUCGUGACAAUCCUAGUGGAAAAGGGGACUUUGAGUAUUUGCCGUACCUGAGGAAAGCUUAUCCAAAAGAAAUCUGCAAAGUGCCUCUCUACAUAGAUGUUGUGACAACUGACACAAACAUGCCAUUUAUUGCUACAGGCCAGAUAUCUUCUGUCUUCAGUCCAACUCAAGGAUUCGCCUGUCGCAAUACUGAGCAGAAGGGAGGCAUGUGCCUUGACUACAAAGUUCGCUUUGGAUGUCCAUGCACCUGUGAGGGUAUCAUCCAACAUAGAGAAUGACACCAAAAAGGAUAGCUCAUGAUCACUUCCCUCCACUACUGAGUGACAUCUGAAUAUUUAUUAAGUUAUUUGUGGUUCACUUUUACAAAAUCUUCUUCGAUUAAGUUCAUAGCUCAUAUUCCCAAAACUGUUUUAUUUCUAAUGCCAAGUCAAUAGCGAUGGUUGUCAACAAAACAUUAAAUUAUAAACUUUCAUUUUGCUGUGGUGAGAUUAAAUGGUGAUAAUAAAAGUGGUGAAGCAUC
Molecule: messenger RNA, 4696 nt
Organism: Solea senegalensis (Senegalese sole)
Lineage: Eukaryota; Metazoa; Chordata; Actinopteri; Pleuronectiformes; Soleidae
Product: mucin-5AC-like
Exons: 34
Coding region: 93-4454 (1453 amino acids)
Source: RefSeq, a predicted model, not a curated record